Molecule: messenger RNA, 195 nt
Organism: Aureobasidium pullulans EXF-150
Lineage: Eukaryota; Fungi; Ascomycota; Dothideomycetes; Dothideales; Saccotheciaceae
Exons: 2
Coding region: 1-195 (64 amino acids)
Source: RefSeq, a predicted model, not a curated record
AUGGGUGCCGUUGUAUCUUGCAUCACCUCGGUGUUCCGCGCCAUCGGCUCGGCCUUGAUGGCUGUCGUCAACGCCAUCGGUGCCGCCCUCAAGGCCAUCAUCAACGGAAUCGUCGCUGUCUUCGACAUCAUCAUCUCCUGCCUCACUUGCGGCAGAGGUGGAGGCCGACGCCGCAAGACAACAAGUGCGGUCUAG